Pelmatolapia mariae (spotted tilapia) is the source of this 3839-nucleotide messenger RNA. RefSeq names its product myelin-oligodendrocyte glycoprotein-like. The coding region runs from base 71 to 766 and encodes 231 amino acids. Gene Ontology annotation, molecular function: signaling receptor binding. The transcript has 5 exons. Lineage: Eukaryota; Metazoa; Chordata; Actinopteri; Cichliformes; Cichlidae. Gene Ontology annotation, biological process: T cell receptor signaling pathway; regulation of cytokine production. Gene Ontology annotation, cellular component: external side of plasma membrane. The record is from RefSeq and is a predicted model, not a curated record.
UCGUGUUCAGACUUAAAUUCAGCUGGUUUCAAGAUGCUUUAAUUAUUUUCUGCAUUACUGUCAUAUUAAAAUGGGCGUAGGAGAGUUCAGUUACAGGAUUUCUAUCUCAACUCUAAUAGUCGUCUUUCCGCUCCUUUUCGUCUUCAGGCUUGCUCAAGGUCAGUCACACGUGGUUGGAUCCCUUCAGCCUGUUGUAGCAGCUCCAGGUGAUGAUGUCAUCCUGCCCUGUCAAGUGGAACCAGCAUUUAAUGUGGCAGGGCUGACGGUGGAGUGGUCAAAGCCGGACCUCCGUCCUGACCCCAACGACCGUCUGAGUCGAGUGGAAUAUGUUCAUCUUUACAGAGACGCCCACGAGGUCCCCGACAUGAAGCUGCCAUCGUACAUCGGGAGGACGGCGUUGUUCACAGACGGCCUGAAAGAAGGAAACAUCUCACUAAGAAUCACUAAUGUGACACUAGAAGAUGAAGGAAGAUACAGAUGUUUCAUCCCAAAGUUAAAGAGUCAAACAAGGUUUUCAAUUAUUCGUCUGAUUGUUGACCCAAGUUUAACUGAAACUGGGACAACAGAGACACCACUGGAUCCUGAAAAUUUCCAUGUUCCUGAUUUAAAUGAAGAGAUAGAUAAUAAAGGUGGUUCGUCCGAGCGGUGCCGACUGAUUCCAGUUGUGGUUUUCUGUGUGUUUAUUCUUCUGUGCUUCACAGUCGGAGGAUGUUUGAUCACAGAGUCACUGUCUCAAAAAGCAGAACUCAAGAAACUUCCACUCUAAUUGCUUUGUGCAAGGGCGCAUUGGAAAUGUUAACAGAGAAGAGUGCUGCCUACGUACCUGCGGAUGUUUCAUAUGUGUUUGAAGAUUUGAAGCAUUAACUCUUCCAGCCUCUUCUGGACACAGUGGAUGUGUCCCAUAAUCUGUUUGGACCCAAAUGAACUCCUGUAAAUGAUGACCGUGCCUUCAGUGAUUGAAACAGGAUCCAUCAUCUGAGCCAAAGUUGAACUCUGGCUUCAGAGUGUACGGUUACUUUAAAUCUGUUGAAGUGAUGUGUUGCAGCACUUUGUGUUUUACAUGUCGACACUAUAGCUGAAUUUGUUUUUGUGACUUUUAUGUCAAAGUUAUUUUGCUCACAAGGAAAGAUUUAGCUCUUUUCACAUAACUUUGCACUACAUAUAACGUGACUUCAAUAUUUUGCAUAUAUACACACUUGCAGGAUAUAUGAAAAACUGAGGAUUUGUGGGAACUGAGGGGAGUUUUGUGUUUGUGUUUUUUUAAAGAGUCAAAUCCAGCAGUGAUGUAUUGAGACAGCCUGGAGCUGUAGGUGCUUUUUCAUCUCUUAGUUUUCUAAUAAUGACACAUUGUUUAUGGGACAAUUUUCUGUAUCAGUUUUAGGAUUUCAGUAUUUGGAUGUCAUUUUAGAGGUAUGUUUCCUUUAUAAGGAAGAACUUUUCCAUCCUCUGAACUUUAAAGUGCUUUUCAGUUACUUAACACUGACAAUUAACAGGCUUUUGAGCCACGCAGCUAUAUUUAUGGAGAAAAGAGCCAAUAUCAUCAAAGUUAAAUAUUAAUUGUUGUGUUUAUUUGAGCUUCAUCAUAUUUAAAUUCUUAAAAAGUUGGUCUUUUUUUAAAAGAUUGUUCUGAUUUUUGAAGUUUGAAACUCUUGUCACUCCUGCACUUUCAAAUGAAUUUAUGUGAUAUUUGAAACAGUGUUUAUUCGGUUUCAUGCAACAAAAAAUAGCCACAUAAAGUGCAUUUCCAAGUGAUUGCAGUGUGUUUGCGUCAUAUAUUCAGUGAUUAAAAUCUGUUCUGGAGUUCAGCUGUUACAUCACAUGAUAGGCAUCUUAUGUUGUGUUAGCAUCGGGGUAUCAUGGAUGAGUAAUGUGGGUGAGAAUGUGAAGUCAGCACAUUGGUCAUAGCAGUGCUAUGUAUAGCUUAUGACAUCAGUGUUUAUCUAAAAGUGCAACAGAGGCUGCUUUAUGCUUUCUUUUAUGAUGGUACUGAAUUAUAAAGAUAUCACAGAAACUAAUUUAUCAUCUACAAAGAAUUAUACCUUACAUCAUAAUCUGUAGUAGAUUUCUUUUUCAUUGAAACUGUAAGCGUAUCUGUUGGGUGAAAUUUCACAUCCACCAUGCUUCAUCAUAUCCCCUUAUUGUUUUCAUUUCCUUUCUGUGAUUCUGUAAACUUUAUGUUUGCAGCCAAUCCAGACAUAAAUACUAACUUCUUUAUCAGGUUGUAAUGCUUUCUUAUUUUGGCCAAAACUGAAUAAUUUAUAUGUGUAUAUGGAGUUUAGGUGGAUCUAUUUCUCUAAACAUGGGCCGGGGUGUUAUUAAAAGGGUAUAUGUUUAUGUAUGUUUGAUUUACUUCAUGGUUAAAAAAAGAAAUUCACAAAAGUUUUUUGUUUCUUUUUUUUAAACCCCCCCUUUCUCUGGUUCAAUAAACUUCCAAUCUAGGUGCCUUGCUCAAGGGCAGAUUUUAAAUAUUAACAGAAAAAGUGUCUUACCUGCGGAUCUUCCUUAAGUGUUUGAAGAUUUAAAGUAUCAACCCCUUGAGUUUUUUCUAAUCACUUUAGAUAUACAGAAGGAUUGUUUAAUGAUGUCCUGUAAUCUCUGACCAAGUUUUACAUCCAAGUUAUCCAAGCCAAUGUAAUUCUUGAGUUUUCUUGAAGACGUUAGAGAUGUGUCUCAAAACUGGAUUGUAGGUGGCGGACAGUUGGUGUCUAUGUUCAAGGAUGGCCGUUCACAGUAGACAUAGAUGGCCUCUUUCACUCCUCCUUCAAACCAUCUGUCUUCCCUGAUCUUCUUUUCUGUGCAUCUUUGAUGAUUUGAUGAAAGCCCAAUUAGGAUUCCCACAUGAUUUAAGAGUUUUCUUUACAUGUGUGUGUUCCUUUUCUUUCUCAUCUGGCUUAGAGGCAACAUUUUCUGCUCAGUGCUGUAGGGUCCUGAUUACUCCAAGUUUGUGUUCCAGAGGGUGGUGUGUGGGGGCUUCUAGUAAACUUCAAUGUUGAGGUUUCCAUGCUGCUCAAUGUGCAAAGCACAUUUGAAGAAACAGCCAACUGUUAUCCUUUGUAUCUUCCCUGGGGAACUUUAUAUUUCUAUCCACCGAGUUGAUGUGAACAGUAAAGGCUUCUACUUCUUGAGUUUUGAUUGUGGCCCAGGUGGCAUCCACAUACCUGUAACAGCAGCUUGAUGCUGUCCUUUUGAAAAAGGCUUUACUUUCCACUUCCUCCAAGUAAAGGUUGGCUACAAUAGGUGACACGGGGCAGCCCGUGGUAAAAUCAUGGCCUCAUUGUAUUUACAAUUAAUGGUGGUAACACAGAGGUCUAACAGUGUGCAUAUCUGACUGGGGUUAAAGCUGGUUCUGUUUUCUGGGGAGCUGUCUUGCUGUAGUCACUGCUGCUUGAAAUCAGGCCAGUGCAGAAUAAUAUGGAGUUCAGAUGAUAACUUAAAAGACUUACUCCAAAUAUAGGCUCAGGAGGGUUAUUAAAAGGCUAUAUUGGAAUGAAUAAUGCAUUUAAUUCGGAUAUAGUCUCAACACCUCUUCGUUUUUUCUUUUCUUUUUUUUUAAUUCGACAAUACUGCAGAAAAAAUCCUCUUAUGAUCCCACAAACUGAGUUUGUUCAAGCAGAUCCCAAAGUCAAACAGCUACUGAAGACCGAAGCCUGAGCAUACCACUAACCACCCCCAACAAACAAGAGAAAAGCUAAUCGGGGAUCAUUGUUUUCAUUUAAACUGCUUAUUAAUAAAUUUUACUAGAAAUUUGUAGCUGUAUAAUUUUAUUGUUUAUUGUCACAACAAGUCCUGGGUUACACAUAUGCUCUGCAUGAUUCAGCUGGUUUGUGUUUAUGGCAAGU